Heterocephalus glaber (naked mole-rat) is the source of this 2056-nucleotide messenger RNA. It is a transcript of the gene Znf70, whose product is annotated as zinc finger protein 70. Gene Ontology annotation, molecular function: DNA-binding transcription activator activity, RNA polymerase II-specific; RNA polymerase II cis-regulatory region sequence-specific DNA binding. Gene Ontology annotation, cellular component: nucleus. NCBI's taxonomy places the organism in Eukaryota, Metazoa, Chordata, Mammalia, Rodentia, Bathyergidae. Gene Ontology annotation, biological process: regulation of transcription by RNA polymerase II. The record is from RefSeq and is a predicted model, not a curated record.
AGAGCUGGGGAAGGCUCCGAGAGAGAUAGGAAGCAUGGGUUUCCAGACCUGUUGAUUUUUCAUCCAAAAACAUUUAACACGUCUUAGGAACAGAUUAAAUUAUUGCCAACUUUUUAUCCGUAAUGGGGCUUCAGAGUGUAGGGGCUACUACUUAUUGGGAAUGGAAAAUCUGUAAGAGGAGAACGUGGGAAAUACCCGGAUUUAACAGAUUAUGAGAACAGUGAAUGCAGCUCAAAGAAGAGUGUUUUUAAAGACAUACAGUCAUUGGGAUUGAGAUUCACAAUGGAGGUUUCUCCAGCAACAAAGUUUAGAGAGACCUUUGUAUUUGAGGACAGGUUAGAGACACGACAAGACCUUUUCCAAGGGGAAGACCUGGGAGAUCCUUUUCUUCAGGAAAAAGGUUUGGAACAAAUGGCUGUAAUUUACAAGGAGAUCCCUCUUGGGGAGCAAGACUUGGAAUGUGAUGAUUACGAGGGGAAUUUCAGUCUCUGUUCAAGCCCUGUUCACCCUCAGAGUAUCCUCCCAGGAGUCAGACCCCAGGAUGAAGAGAUAUUUGGCCAAGCAUUUCUCAAGAAACCUGACAUCAGUGUGUGUCAGAUCAUCCAUGGUGAAGAGUCCAGUCCACAAGCUCAUGAAGAAGUGGCCAGGGGCCACUUGGGACCUAAUGCACCUCACAGAACCCCACAGCCAGCCAAGCCCUAUGCAUGUCGAGAGUGUGGGAAGGCCUUCAGCCAGAGCUCACACCUUCUGCGACACCUGGUCAUCCAUACUGGGGAGAAGCCCUACGAGUGCUGUGAGUGUGGCAAGGCCUUCAGCCAGAGCUCUCAUCUUCUCCGCCACCAGAUCAUCCACACUGGGGAGAAGCCGUAUGAGUGCCGGGAGUGUGGGAAAGCCUUCCGCCAGAGCUCAGCCCUCUCGCAACACCAGAAAAUCCACACUGGGAAGAGGCCCUAUGAAUGCAGGGAAUGUGGGAAAGAUUUCAGCCGGAGCUCCAGCCUCCGAAAACAUGAGCGAAUUCACACAGGAGAGAGACCUUAUCAGUGUAAGGAAUGUGGGAAAUCCUUCAACCAGAGUUCAGGCCUGAGCCAGCAUCGGAAAAUCCACACCCUAAAGAAACCCCACGAAUGUGAUCUCUGUGGAAAAGCCUUUUGUCAUCGGUCCCACCUCAUCCGGCACCAGCGAAUUCACACAGGGAAGAAACCUUACAAAUGUGAAGAAUGCGGAAAGGCCUUCAGCCAGAGCUCCAACCUCAUUGAACAUCGGAAGACUCACACUGGUGAAAAACCCUACAAGUGCCAUAAGUGUGGGAAGGCCUUCAGCCAGAGCUCCUCUCUUAUUGAGCACCAGCGGAUCCACACUGGGGAGAAGCCCUAUGAGUGCUGUCAGUGUGGCAAAGCCUUCUGUCACAGCUCUGCGCUGAUUCAGCACCAGCGGAUCCACACUGGCAAGAAGCCCUAUGGCUGCGAGUGUGGCAAGGCUUUCAGGCACAGGUCAGCUCUCAUCGAGCAUUAUAAAACCCACACCAGAGAGAAGCCCUACGUGUGUAAUCUGUGUGGCAAGUCCUUCCGAGGGAGCUCACACCUGAUCCGGCAUCAAAAGAUCCAUGCUGGGGAGAAGCUCUAGAAUGGGAAGCCCCACCACAGCGUGGAAGCCUUUGCCAGAUGGAGUCCAUAUCCGUGUAACUUUGUCUCUAAGACCUCACCUACCUCCCUGAUAACUUUGCUGGGUGGACAACCUCCCAUAGUGUCCUCCUGAGCAUCCUUGCUAUCAGGAAGCCCCAUGUGGCACCAAGCUCUCAACAUGCUCCUGGGUGGAAGGGAAGAGGGCCAAGGGGGUGGCGAGCCCACAAAAAGAGCUGGCUUUCAGCUUUCUUAUUCUUACAUUUGACUCCUAAGCCUACAGAUGAGAUUUUAUUUUUCCCUGUUCCUGCUUUUCUCAGUGUCUGGAAGAAGAAUAUGUCAAGGGGCAGAAAGUAGAGAAAAACCAAGGAAAUUUAGAUAUACUCUUUAAGGCAGCAGAUUGGCACUUUCAGAAGACAGAAAGCACAUCAUCUGUA